This is a messenger RNA of Populus trichocarpa (black cottonwood), 2810 nucleotides long. Its product is annotated as digalactosyldiacylglycerol synthase 1, chloroplastic. Bases 129 to 2516 code for a protein of 795 amino acids. The record is from RefSeq and is a predicted model, not a curated record. The transcript is spliced from 7 exons. Gene Ontology annotation, cellular component: chloroplast outer membrane. Gene Ontology annotation, biological process: galactolipid biosynthetic process. Gene Ontology annotation, molecular function: digalactosyldiacylglycerol synthase activity. NCBI's taxonomy places the organism in Eukaryota, Viridiplantae, Streptophyta, Magnoliopsida, Malpighiales, Salicaceae.
AAAGAAACCCACUCCUUCCUCAUUUCUCUGCAUCUUUGCCUAUCUGCAUUGUUUCUCUUCCACGAAAGAACUCUCUCUAACUGCCAAAAUUUCACAUAUUAAGAAACCCAUAUUAUACAAAUUUAAGCAUGGAAACCACUUCAACAUCAACGAGAACCAACAGCAACAACACGCCUUUCUCUUUACUUUCACGAGGAUGGAAAGAAGUCCGUGACUCAGCCGACGCCGAUCUCCAACUCAUGAGAGCACGAGCCAACUCAUUCAAGAAUUUAGCCAACUCAUUCGAUCGCGAAAUCGAAAAUUUCUUUAAUUCAGCUUCAAUUGCAUCCUUCUCUGUACCUUCACCGCUCAAAUCCUCUACUUCACCUACAGAAGUUGAUUUUGUGAAGAAGCUGCGGCCAAAAUUUUCCGAAAUUCGGAGAGUUUAUUCGGCUCCGGAGAUAAGUAAGAAGGUUUUAGAGAGGUGGGGGCCGAGAGCGAAGUUAGGGAUUGAUUUGUCGGCGAUAAAGAAUGCUAUUGUGGCGGGGGAGAAGGAAGGAGAGGAGAGAAGAGGGGUUGUGGGUCUUGAUAGGAGGAGGAGAUUGGGGUUUAGGGAGUUCUGGGGGGAAGGGAAGGAGGGAGGAGGAGGGCAAUUUGGGGAAUGGAAGCCAAUACGGGUUUUGAAAAGGAGGUUGAGGGAAUUUGAGAAGAAAAGUGAGUUCGGUGAGAUAUUUGGUGGGUUUAAGAAUAGCGAGUUUGUGGAGAAACUGAAGUCUAGCUUGAAAGCAAUCCACAAGGAGCCUCAGGAGUCAAAGGAAGUACCACCACUGGAUGUCCCUGAACUAUUGGCAUAUUUGGUCAGGCAAUCUGAGCCAUUCUUGGACCAACUUGGUGUCAGAAAAGAUGUUUGUGACAAGAUAGUGGAGAGCUUGUGUAGUAGUCGCAAGAACCAACUUUUGUUACCCUCGCUGUCUUCAGGAGAAUCGACCCUCCUUGACGAGAAUGCAAAUGAUGAACUGGAUUUAAGAAUAGCCAGUGUUCUUCAAAGUACAGGGCAUUGUUAUGAUGGAGGCUUUUGGACUGACUUAUCAAAGCAUCACCCAUCUGAUAGGAAGAGGCAUGUUGCAAUUGUCACAACUGCUAGUCUUCCAUGGAUGACUGGGACAGCUGUUAAUCCACUUUAUCGAGCAGCAUAUUUAGCAAAGUCUGAAAAGCAAAAUGUUACCCUGCUGGUUCCAUGGCUUUGUAAGUCAGAUCAAGAGCUAGUUUAUCCUAACAAUCUCACUUUUACUUCACCAGAAGAGCAGGAGAAUUAUAUACGAAACUGGCUUGAGGAAAGGAUUGGCUUUAAAGCUGAUUUUAAGAUCUCGUUUUAUCCCGGAAAGUUUGCAAAAGAAAGGAGAAGCAUAAUACCUGCUGGAGAUACUUCCCAGUUCAUUCCAUCAAAAGAUGCUGACAUUGCCAUCCUGGAAGAGCCAGAACACCUGAAUUGGUAUCACCAUGGAAAGCGUUGGACUACGAAGUUCAAUCAUGUUGUUGGUGUUGUCCACACAAAUUAUCUAGAAUAUAUCAAGAGGGAGAAGAAUGGGGCUCUCCAAGCAUUCUUCGUCAAACAUAUAAACAACUUGGUUACACGAGCAUACUGCCACAAGGUCCUUCGCCUUUCUGCUGCCACCCAGGAUUUACCGAAGUCUGUCAUUUGCAAUGUUCAUGGUGUGAAUCCAAAGUUUUUGAAAAUUGGGGAAAAAGUUGCAGCUGAAAGUGAACUUGGGCAGCAAGCCUUCUCAAAAGGAGCAUAUUUCUUAGGCAAGAUGGUAUGGGCCAAGGGAUACAAGGAGUUGAUAGAUUUGUUGGCAAAGCACAAGAAUGAUCUUGAUGGCUUCAAUUUAGAUGUUUUUGGAAAUGGAGAAGAUGCAAAUGAAGUUCAGACUACAGCUAAAAGAUUGGAUUUGAAUCUCAACUUUCUGAAAGGAAGAGACCAUGCGGAUGAUUCUCUUCACGGGUACAAAGUUUUCAUAAAUCCUAGUCUCAGUGAUGUGCUCUGCACGGCCACUGCUGAGGCACUAGCAAUGGGAAAAUUUGUUGUAUGUGCGGACCACCCAUCAAAUGAGUACUUCAGGUCAUUUCCCAACUGUUUGACUUACAAGACAUCUGAGGACUUUGUUGCAAGAGUCAAGGAAGCAUUAGCAAAUGAACCUCAUCCUCUUACUCCAGAGCAAAUUUACAACCUCUCAUGGGAGGCAGCCACCCAGAGAUUUAUGCAGUAUUCGGAGCUUGAUAGAGUCUUGGAUCCUGAAAAAGAUGAUGUAAAACUGAGCAAAACUAAUGGGAGGAGCAUCACAAAAGCAGUUUCAACGCCUAAUAUGUCAGAGAUGGUUGAUGGAGGGUUGGCGUUUGCCCACUACUGCCUCACAGGGAAUGAGCUUCUUAGACUCUGUACUGGAGCCAUACCCGGGACACGGGACUAUGACAAGCAGCAUUGUAAAGACCUCCAUCUCUUGCCUCCACAAGUAGAAAACCCGAUCUAUGGAUGGUAAGUAGAUAGAACUGUCGAUAUCGCAGAUCUCCUGUAUAAUAAUCACGCACAGUAUGUAGGAUCCUCCUAAACUAGCUAGUUGGAAGAAAGUUUUCUUUCAUUACUGAUGUAUUUAUAUCUGAAGCAUACGUAUUUCUACAGCCACCUCCAAAUUUUGUUUUUAUUUCUUUUCAAUAGAUACAGGUAGAUGCUAAAGUAUGUAUGUAGUGGUGAUUCCAAGUGCAAGUAAACUGUGCGUUUAUGUAAGAAAGUAUCAAUGAUAAAUGUCUCUUAAGUUGGAAGUUCAUUUUCGGCA